Messenger RNA from Polychytrium aggregatum, 2128 nucleotides. RefSeq names its product kinase-like domain-containing protein. The record is from RefSeq and is a predicted model, not a curated record. The coding region runs from base 34 to 2067 and encodes 677 amino acids. The transcript is spliced from 12 exons. Gene Ontology annotation, cellular component: nucleus. Lineage: Eukaryota; Fungi; Chytridiomycota; Chytridiomycetes; Polychytriales. Gene Ontology annotation, molecular function: ATP binding; protein binding; protein serine/threonine kinase activity. Gene Ontology annotation, biological process: protein phosphorylation; mitotic DNA damage checkpoint signaling.
GGCUGCUUGUCUCAGGCACGAUCUCGACGGACGAUGCUCCUCAAGAUGGCCUCGACGACGCACUCGGACCAAGUUCAAAUAACGGAUACGACAUGGGGCGUGCUAGUGUCCAUGACUGAGCGCCUCUCAUCUGUCGUCCUCGACAAGACCGCAGACAGCGCCCCCGCAGAACCGCCGCGCGGAUCUGAAGCCGAUGCCAACCAGAGCAACAAAAGCGGGUAUCUUCUCGGCCGCAAUCGAGAGUGCGACAUUGUCAUCCCGAACAUUCCAAUGGUUUCCAAUCGCCACUGUCUGAUCUACAAGGAAUCGAUCAUUAGCUCGGAUCGAUCAACCCAUGGGACUUGCGUUUUCAUCAAGGAUCUCAGCACCAAUGGAACGUUCGUCAACGGUGUCCGCAUUCCCAAGAACCAACGGCAUCAGCUUCACCACGGCGACACCAUCCAGCUGGCUGUCUACGAUGCUAGCAAGAAAGGAGCGGCUUUUGACGAUCAAUUCUACAUCUUCCGGCUGCCCAAGGGAGAGAAGAGUGCAGGAAUCGAAGAGACUCUCCGGGGCAAGUUUGUCGUCAACCGUAAGCUCGGAAGCGGGAGCUUCGCAACUGUGUACGAGGCCACCCAUCGCAAGACUGGCAAGCGAUACGCAAUCAAGGUCAUCUCCAAGGGCAAGAAUGCCAAAGCCAAAGUAUUGGAAAGCCUUGAGGCCGAGAUCUCCAUCCUGAUGAGUCUUUCUCAUCCGUGCAUUAUCUCUAUAUACGAUGUAUACAACAGCCAAAAGGAUGUGUGCAUCAUCCUGGAACUGGUCAAAGGUGGCGAGCUCUUCAACCGCAUCGUCCAAGAAACACGCUUCUCGGAAGACAAUGCCCGGAAAGUUAUGUUUCAGCUCUUCGCGGCCCUCAAGUACCUCCACGAUAGGGAGAUUUCUCAUCGCGAUCUCAAGCCCGAGAAUGUCUUGCUCGUUUCUAAAGAUGCCAAUGACAUGCGCAUCAAGCUGAGCGACUUUGGCUUGGCUAAGCUGAUAGGGGAGCAGAACUUUAUGAAAACUCUCUGCGGCACCCCAAACUAUGUUGCUCCCGAAGUGCUCACACACGCCGCUGGCAGAAGCUAUACGAAGGCGGUUGAUUUGUGGAGUUGCGGUGUGAUACUUUAUAUCUGCUUGGUAGGAUUCCCGCCGUUUUCAGAAGAGCUGGCGCCACCAAGGAUGACAGACCAAAUCAAGCUCGGAAAAUAUGCCUUCCCAUCGCCCUGGUGGGACAGUAUCUCGCCCGAAGCAAUUGAUCUCGUUAAAGGCCUGCUCACAGUCGAUCCAGCCCAGCGACUCACGACAGACCAAGCCUUGGAGCAUCCAUGGAUGAAGAAAUUGUGCUUGGACCACACCCAAGACCCCUUCAUCGCUGCGGUUGCAAACGCAACAGCCCCAGCUCAGAUGACUCGCGGUGAUACGAUCAAUCCCGUGGAUCAGCAAACGAAUCAAGACCUUGGAGACCAGGCUGCCGACGAUGGACUCAACAUAUCAUAUUUUAGGGACGAUAUCGUUCCCGCCAGCAGUGACCUGCAUGAGCACAGGAGCAUAAGCCUCGUCAGCUCUGGACAUCGUGGCGGUGACUUGGAUGCCAGGGUAAUGGACGAAAGCAGCGGCCAAACCCAUCUCAGCGCCGGUAUGAACACCAUUCACUUCAGCCCAAACACUGCAGCGCCGAUCCCAGCUUCGGAUCCGGAUGGCGUAGACACGGAACGAGUCUCGAUCGACAUUGCUUCGCCCGAUGCUCUCCGGGUCGAGUCAGUCGUGAGCGCCACUCAGUCACGACCGAAUGUUGCCCGGAAAAAAGGCCGUGGUCGGGCCAACGCACCCCAACCCAGGACCGUACACGUUGCUGAUUCAAUGGAUGCAUCAACAAGGCAAGCGCAGCGGCCGCCAUCGACCCAGCCCGAACCCAGCAUAAAUGAGGAGUUCGUUCCGGCAACACCAAAUAGCCAAGAGGAUGACAUUGGCCCGAGACGAUCGAAACGGCUCAAGCACAAAUCAAGCAUUUCCAGCACUCACAGAGCGAACCGGGACAGCCCGUACUGAGGCCAGUGGCCGCUCGAUUCUGGGUCCUGAAUACAUACACUGAUCCGCCCUUGUCAGCACA